This is a messenger RNA of Caenorhabditis briggsae, 3828 nucleotides long. Gene Ontology annotation, cellular component: late endosome; HOPS complex. Gene Ontology annotation, biological process: endosomal vesicle fusion; protein targeting to vacuole. The transcript has 11 exons. Gene Ontology annotation, molecular function: protein binding. The record is from RefSeq and is a predicted model, not a curated record. NCBI's taxonomy places the organism in Eukaryota, Metazoa, Nematoda, Chromadorea, Rhabditida, Rhabditidae. Bases 1 to 3828 code for a protein of 1275 amino acids.
AUGAGCACAUUCGGCUCAUUAGAAAAAGAAGACUGGCUCGAUUUGGGAGACAUAAACAAUGCUCCAACUUUUUCCCUGGAUGAUGCACUCAAUGAUACUGAAAAUCUAAGCGAUCCUUUUCUGGAUGAACCUUUUGCUCUGGAUGGAGAGUUCGGAUCAUCAUCGAAUUUGGCUGAGUCGUCUACAUCUUUAGCAGAUAUACAACCGUUAUCAUACAAGUUAGAUGCAGCCUUUGUUAUACAACCUCAUCAAUUGAUUUCUCAUCAAAUCCUAUCGAAUGAGAAGAAGACAGGACGAGUGAUAGCAGUUGCAGAGAGAAAUGGAUGGAUUGCAGUUGUAACCAGCAAGGGACAAUUACUUUUGUUCGAUUUAAAUGGAAAUCUGAAUCAAUUCCACCGAGGAGAUGAGUCGAUGGGGGGAGCCAGUUGUGUCACUUUUUCAUUGGAUGGAAAGUUCCUUGCAGUUGGAUUACAGAGAGGUGCAAUUAAGAUCAUGACAAUUGACAACAAAUUAUAUCACAUGAUCAAUGAAGGUGGACAGCCUGGACAAGGAAUUGUUCAAGUGAUUUAUACAAAAGACAAUCAUACUGUAUUAACACUGGACAACGGUGGAAGCUUCUAUGAAUGCACGAUAAGCAAACCCUGGUUACAGAAGAAGAAAGAUAAAUUGAGAUGCCACGUAUCAGGAUGCAAUGGAGAGAUCAUCGCUAUGAAAAUGAUGCCUGCCGAUGUGAUUGCUCUUCUCUCAGUUCAUAGACUUAUCUUCUAUAUUCUCAAACCUAGAGGCCAAAUUUUGGGAAUAUUCCCAACCAAAUUUGAGUUUCGAUACCCUCCUUCUUGUUCUUAUUGGUUGGGCUCUCCUAAAUCGGAACACGAAGUGAAUUCACCAUUGGAUUCUUUGUAUUCCACUACUCUAAAAGAUUUCAAAGUGGGCAUCAGCCGAGGACACAAACUAGCUAUUCUCAGAAUUCAUACUAAUAACUUCUUUACGAAAAAUGUAAGAUUCGAUUCCAUUCGAAAGAAAAAGAGCUUAUUCAACUUUCAGAGGAGAGCUACAGUACUCCGACAGUUUGAAUUGCCUGCCCCAAUCGUAAAUCUCCAUUGGAUGAGUACUCAUGUGAUAGUAGGAAUAGAUGCAAAAGGAGCGGUUUGGCAAAUUGACCCAGAAAAAGGAACAUCGAGGAAACAAGAUUUAGAUGAUCUCGAGUUGGUAUUCUCAACGCCCAUUCUUAAAGGAUCUGCGACUGGUGGAAAAGUUAGCGAAGCAGUUAAAGCUGUAGCAGAAUACGCAUGUUAUCAAUCAGUCACAUCUGCUACAUCUACAUCUGAAAGGCUUAUAGUGCUUGCUCACGAUGGGCUGAAAUAUCUAGAGAAAGUUCAUGAAUGGGAGCAGUUGGAAAGAUACAAUGAACGAGGUGAUGACAUUUCUGCAGCACUUUAUCUUCUGGAUGUAUGCAGGGAUAAAGUUAGAGCAAGCGAGGAAUUCAGAAGAGAAUCGCACAAUCUUCUCGCGGAAAAAGCAAGCCGUUUGCUCACUUCAGCCGUUGGAGAUGUUGCUGGAGGAUCAAUAUCGGAUCUGGUAUCUCAUUAUCGAAAGUAUAUCAGAGUGAUUUUGAAAGUGUGUGUCACUGGAAAUCUUCUUGAUUUUUUAUACACAACAUGCUGGGAUCGGCUCUGUAUGGAUUCAAUAUCUAAAACUGUUUUCCUUGAUCAUCUUGACGAAUACGUUUUGGAUGGGGCUCUGGUUGGUCCACCGGCUCCACUUGUCAACGAAUAUUUGCAACAUCUGGCAGCAGAAGGACACUUCUCACAGUUUCAGUCGGCGGUUGUCCGUUUUCCAAUUCAUACAUUGGACUUACAUACAGUGAUGUCAAUAUGCCAACAAAAUUCGAUUUACGAUGGAAUCAUAUAUGUGAAUAACAAAGCCCUCAACGACUACAUCACACCACUUGAAAGUAUGCUGGCGGAGAUGAAUCUAUUUGCACAUCGAGAAAUGUUCUCAGAUAGCGAACAGAUUCUUGGCAGUAAAGUUUUGGUUUAUUUGAAUUGUUGUCUCUCUGGAAUGGCAUAUCCAUUCGGGCAGCUGGAUGAAGAAAAUCGAAAGAGAGUUCCGUUGGAAACAUUUCGGUGCAUUAGUUCUCUGAAAGAAAGUAACGGAGGUGAAACCAAUGAACAAUAUCCGUAUCUUCGAUUAUUACUUCAUUAUGAUCCACAACAGUUUCUCAAUGUCGUGAGCACUUGUGCUGACGCUGAACUAUUUCAGCUGGACAACAGACUCCAAAGAUUUGUGGAUACUAUAGGCCAAAUUUGUGUGAACAUGAAGUGCGAAUUGUCACUGAUCCACUUUCUCGCUCUCGUGGUGCAACUCUCGGAGCGAGCUUUGAUAGCUCCGCCCGUAGAAUACAUUCAAGAUUCGAUAAUAACUUUGCUAAAAAUAUCUCCAUGGCAGCAACCGGGAACAGAAAGUGCCAUAUUAACUGGAUUAUUCCAUGCAACACCUGAAGACAAGAAGAGAAUAAUCCGUGCAGCUCAGAACCCGAUGCGACCUUCUAUUCUCAGUUUUCUAUAUCUAUCAGACAGAAAGUUUGAAGAGCUGAUAAAAUGUUAUUUGGACUCUGAAAACAAAGAAGUUUAUGCUGCAAUUGGAGGAAUUUUGAAAGAGGGCGAAUUAACAACCGAUGAAUCAGAAGAAUUCAGAAGAUAUGUAAUUAGUAUAAUGGAGAUAUUGUAUCGAAUUGAUGGAUGGUUAUCUGCUAAUCUUGUCAACGAACACUUCAGGGAAACAGUGCCAUCGAUGGCAAGGACAGUUGAGGAGGAAAAGCAAUUAGUUUUUCCAGUUCUGGCUGGAAUUGCGCAGUUGAGAAAACAGGCCAAUUAUGCGUCUUUCUGUGAUGAUAGUGAAUUAGAUGAACAGCUUUUCGGAAUUGUUUUUGAAGGUAUAUGCAAAGAAUGGCCCAGCUGGAUACCGAGCUCAGAAGAUCCGGAGAACAUAGAUCGUCAACUGAUGUCAUUGUUCCCCUUUUGGCUGCCACUGGCUUCAAGUACUCAUUUGUGUUUGAACAUUGCUGUGGAGAAUGGGAAAUGUGUUCGUACAGUAAUACGACUAUUUGAAGCCAGGAAUCAUUUGGAGCAAUCGUUCAAUCUGCUUUUCGAGAAGCUUGAGAAAAACAAGCAGAAUGAAGAGAAAAUGACGGAAUGGCUCGAUGAAACAAUCAAAUUCUGCUCGCGACAUUCAUCUAAAAACGAAACAUCGGAUAGAAUGAUGCGUGUAUUUCAGUUCAUAGUUGAGCGGGCAACGGAAGUUGGAGAAAAUCCGGAAAAGCAAGCGAAAAUUGACGAAAGUCUGAGAACGAUGUGCAAGCAAAUCGUGUCUACCGGAGCAAAAUAUGCCGUUCAGCUCCUCGAUAAACUGUUGGAUAGUCCGUCGUUUGCUAAUUCUAACUUUAUAGACAGUAGUGAUCUUAUCAUUGACGUACUCUCAUCAUGCGAAUACGACGCGGAUUUACUAGAAGAAAUGAUAUACAUCAUAAGAGAAGAAAAUCUUGUACUGGCCCAAAAACUACGACUGGAAGUUAGUAGUCGAGCGCCAUUAAUGCAUAAUCCGACUUGCAUAACCUGUAAUCAACCAAUCAACAAAAGUGUAUACGUUUUCCGAUGUGGUCAUUUCCAGCACAUAGAAUGCUCCACUAAUAUUGAAAAAGUUUGCACAUGCAACGGUUUCUCCAAUCCACUAGUCGUACCUCGAGAAAAGCCAGACAAACCAAGGAAACGCGACAUUUUCAAAAAUUGGGAAACGAAGCUGAACUGCCGAGUCUUUCCAAAAGAAUGA